Gadus macrocephalus (Pacific cod) is the source of this 4874-nucleotide messenger RNA. Its product is annotated as A disintegrin and metalloproteinase with thrombospondin motifs 8-like. The coding region runs from base 1033 to 3870 and encodes 945 amino acids. The transcript has 9 exons. Gene Ontology annotation, molecular function: metalloendopeptidase activity; zinc ion binding. Gene Ontology annotation, biological process: proteolysis; extracellular matrix organization. Lineage: Eukaryota; Metazoa; Chordata; Actinopteri; Gadiformes; Gadidae. The record is from RefSeq and is a predicted model, not a curated record.
UUUUUCAUGACCGACAUGCUCUUCUAACAUAUAAUAUUAAUAGGAACACAACGUUGCAGUGAAGAUCAACGCAGCUCCGAAAGACCCCCAAGUUGUAAGUUCCCCAUCAGACCCUGGUCUUCUCAUAGAGUUUGGUUUGAUACUCCUAGAGGUUGGUUUGAUACUCCUAGAGUUUGGUUUGAUGCUCCUAGAGUUUGGUUUGAUAAUUAGAGUUUGGUUGGAUACUCAGAGUUUGGUUUGAUGCUCAGAGUUUCGUUUUUGAUUUCGUUUUGCUAUUUGUAGAACCUCCGCUCAUCACGCGUGUCUGCAGUCCAAUGGCUCCCUCUGCAGGGGACUCUGAUCAUUACAGAGUGGAAGCAAAUCACUUCAGAAUAGGAAGCAUAUGAAUAGGAAAUAUUUAAUUUGUUAUCCUUUAUUACUCAUCGACGUAUUUUUAUCUACGAAUACAUUACAUCUGUGGAUUUAUGAGUUUGAUCAUUUCUUUUAUUUCACUGCUGUGGGGGAAGAAGACGAGCUUUAGUAAAUGUUGGACACCUUGUGAUUGCCAUCGAUGAUGUGAGGGGAGGAAAGGAGUUGGAGGGGCCCCGCUGGGUUAAUAACAGGAGCGCGGUGGUCAAGCUGCUGCAGAAGGGGGGGGUGUCGCUCCACUUCAUCCGAUCCGUUUUAUGCGAACGGUUCUCAUCAAGUAGGAGUGGGAGGAGUAUUUCCAGCAACGUACUUGAUAUCCAAAAUAACCCCCUGGUGUCGGGAGAAGAGCAGAAGGUAUAAAUACCCCUGCUGUACCAGUUCUCUAUGGACCAUAGGUGAGUGGUUGAACCAACACUAGGUAAGAGAAAGAGAUUCUCAAGUUCUAGACUAGCAGAAAAGGACCUUAGCCGAUCCAACCCUUUGACGGAUCCACUCCGGCUGGAGAAACCAUCUCUGACUUGUCCCUCCCGACCCGUUAGACCAGAGCGUCCAGCGAACACAACAGAAGAGUUGGUCAAUGAGCAUAAUUUGUGUAUUAUUCUAGAGUGCGGUUUCCAUUGCACAAUGUGGUUGACACUUCGUUGCAUAUUUCUGUACCUGUGCGUAAUCAACGUCGUGCUUUCCAUGGUCUAUGAAUCGGAGGAUAUUGUACCGGUCAGGAUAAAUGGAAGAGGCAGAGGGCGCUUCUGGAAAAGGAGCGAGGAACAGCCGAUAUUCACUCUCAAUGCCUUUGGCGAAGACUUCACGUUAAAUCUGACGCCAGACACCAGCUUUAUCGCGCCUUCGUUCACAAUCCAGCGCGUCACAGCCAAACAUGUCGAGGUUUUACAAAGCGCUCCGGGUGCCCAACGACCAGAUGUACUCCAUGACUCGAUACACCAACUCAGAGGCUGUUUCUACUCGGGGAACGUGGACUACAAUCAGGACUCAGUCGUUGCUGUCAGCUUGUGUAACGGAAUCUUCGGGUCAUUCAUUAACGAGGGAAAGGAAUAUGUGAUUGAGCCAAAGCAGUUCGGCCUAGGAUUCGGGGCUAUCGAACAGCUGCAUGUCAUCAAAAGAAGAAUUCACAACAAUACAGUUCACAGUGGCCCGCUGUCACCUGGUCAUCACAGUGAGGAAAGUCCAACGGAGUGGGACAAGGACCUUUUUACGCGCGGACUGCAUGGCGCACAGAGGAAACCUCGCCAGAAACGUUUUGUGUCCGCGCCACGAUUUAUUGAAACCUUAGUGGUUGCAGACGCAUCCAUGACCCAGUUCUAUGGAGAUGAAAUCAAGCACUACAUCCUGACCCUGGUUUCCAUGGCAGCGCAGCUGUAUCAGCAUCCCAGCAUUAAGAACUCUGUGCACAUGGUGGUGGUGAAAAUGCUGGUUGUGGAGGAUGAAGAGGUGGGCCCCGCUGUCUCCAGCAAUGGAGGCCUUACCCUGCUCAACUUCUGCUCCUGGCAGCAGCGGUUCAACCCGCCUAGCCACAGGCACCCGGAGCACUACGACACGGCACUGCUCUUCACCCGAGAGGACAUCUGUGGAUACCAGAGCUGUGAGACGGUGGGCGUGGCAGACGUAGGCACCAUGUGUGAUCCCAAGAGAAGCUGCUUCGUCGUCGAGGACGAUGGCUUGCAAGCAGCGUUCACCGUUGCCCACGAACUGGGCCAUGUGUUGAGUAUGCCCCAUGAUGACUCCAAGACCUGUGAGAGGCUGUUUGGGGCCCUGGGGGGCCAGCACCUCAUGGCCCCAGUGAUCCUGAACCUCAGCAGGACCGCCCCCUGGUCGCCCUGCAGUGCCCUCUACGUCACAGAGUUCUUCGACAACGGACACGGAGACUGCCUGCUGGACGCCCCGGAGACGGCCAUGCCGCUGCCCCGGGGGCUGCCCGGCCGCACCUUCAGCCUGGACCGCCAGUGCCAACAGAUCUUCGGAGAGGAGUUCCUCCGCUGCCCCAACACGUCGGACAGCGAGCCCUGCUCCCAGCUCUGGUGCCACGAGGAGGGCGGCCACCACUGCACCACCAAGAACGGCAGCUUGCCCUGGGCCGACGGCACCGCUUGCCCCAACGGAACAUGUCUUCAUGGGAUGUGCCGGGCCACCCAGGAGGUCCUGCAGCCACGGGUGGUGGUAGACGGGGGCUGGGGCCUGUGGGGGUCGUGGCGGGAGUGUUCCAGGACCUGCGGGGGCGGAGUGGAGUUCUCCUAUAGAGAAUGCCAGGACCCUGUACCCCAGAACGGGGGGCGGUACUGCGAGGGCCAAAGGGUGCAGUACCGCUCCUGUAACCCACAGCCCUGUGAGGACAGUGAUGGAAAGAGUUUCCGAGAACAGCAGUGUGAGAAGUACAACAGCCCACACUACCUGGAUUUCAACGGUCACAUGAAAGAGUGGAUCCCCAAGUAUGCGGGCGUGUCCCCUAGGGACCGCUGCAAGCUCUUCUGCAUCACGCGGGACAGCAGCGAGUUCAAGGUGUUCCAAGCUAAGGUAAUUGACGGCACCACCUGUGGGCCUGACACCACCUCGGUGUGUGUCCAAGGCCAGUGUGUGAAGGCUGGUUGUGACCAGUUGAUUGGAUCCAACAAGAAGUUUGAUAAGUGUGGAGUGUGCAGAGAAGCCGCCACACACGAGCUCACCUGCAUGAAGAUCACAGGUUCCUACAGCAAAGCCAGAUAUGGAUACAGCGACAUUGUGACUAUUCCAGUCGGUGCGACCAACAUCGACAUCAAACAACGCAGCCACCGUGGGGUCAGACACGACGGCCACUACCUGGCCAUCAAGAGAGCAAAAGGCAGCUACGUCCUCAACGGUAACUUCUCCGUGUCCACGCUGGAGCAGGAUAUCCCCGUUCAGGGCGCUACUCUCAAGUACAGCGGCUCCUCCACCACCCUGGAGCGGAUCCAGGGCUUCAGGCAGCUCAGGGAGGCCCUCACCAUCCAGCUCCUGGUCCUGGGGGGCCACUCCAUCCCUCCCAAGGUCAAGUACACCUUUUUCAUCCCCAGGGACACCACCUUCAGCAGUAGGGCAGCCGAGGAGCGGCCGGGCGCCGCCCUCUCCCCGCACAUGCUCCGCCCGCUGGGCCAGCCACAGUGGGUUCUGGGAGAGUGGUCCCAGUGCUCCAAGAGCUGUGGCUCGGGAUGGUCCAGGAGGAACGUGGACUGCCUGGACGGCGCCGGGUUCCACUCCGGGCAGUGUGACCGGGACCUGAAGCCCGUCGACAUCCGUCCCUGUGGGGACGCGCCCUGCCCCAUGUGGCAGAUGGGACCUUGGUCCGCAUGCUCACGAACUUGUGGUGCAGGGGCGCGGCGGCGCAGCGUCUUCUGCACCGAGUACACCGGGAACAUCGUGGAGGUGGCUAAGUGCGACCCCAAAAAGAUGCCUGAGCCAGUGUCCGGGGAAUGUCUCGACCGAGACUGUGCAUGAAGGAAAAGAGUGGACUUUUGGAAAGUGAAUCGUUUGUAGCCCAAAUAGGUGGUUGACGAGGCCCGCCUUCAGAGGGAUGAUGUUGACCAUGGUAACCAGCCAGUCGCGUUAGAGCCUUCUACUUGGUCACUGUGCAACCCCCUUGACAUUUUAGAACCACUAUUGAAAUGUUGUCAUUAAAUCUACCUCAGGAUGUAUAUGUUUUGUGUGUCAAUACUAAAUGACGGUACUGUUACGUUUCUAGCCUAUAUAGAUGGAGAGUCAUUUUAUUAAUUCAUUGCGUUAUUACUUUGAGGCAAUUGGAAUUAGCAAUUUUGUUUUUUUUGCAUGAACUCUGCUGUCAACAACAGUAUAGUAUCAAUAUCCCUCAAAUUUGUAUCCACAGAACUCAGUCCAAUAUAAAGCCUUAAUGAAGACUAUUAUUUAAGGUAUAAUGGCAGGUCAAUAUACAUUGACACUCUUUUUUCAGAUAAACUGACCUAUAAGAAUGGAUGUGUGUAAACUAAAGAUGUUAAAUCAUUCUAAGCAUAGUUAAUGACUGGGAAGCAUCCUAAUCAAGAAGCACCAUACACCAGACACAGGAAACCUUAUUCUGAUCUGUAGUGUGUAGUCUAUGCUCUGUGAACUAUAAUACAUUUUCUGCAUAGGUGUUACUGUUAGGAUAGCCAUAAGCAUUUUAUGUUCCUGUGUUUAAGGAUCAUAAUAAUAUGUAUUUUCUUUAAAAAAAUAUAUAUGUAAAUGAAAUAUUCAAAUGCACACUGUUUAUUCAUGAUUCUUUAUUCCAGUUUGGUAAAUCACAGUAUGUUAUAAGGCAUGAGAGACAAAGAAUCAGGCCUAUAUCCCUUCAGUGAAGGACCAUACAAUAUCAUUAUUACAGCUUCCUUUCAAGAUAUUUAUUUUUGUAAAGUUUUUACUUUGGUUGUUGAUUUACAUUUCAGAUGCUGCUUUAUUUGAGUUUUUUAUCUAGUAAAAUAAACUAAUUCAAACCAAUAAUUGCACAACUU